UGACCUUCUGUUGGCCCAGGACAGGAACCAUUCCCGAAGCCAACUCAUCAGACAUGGAUUGGUCUGGACAAUGGGUUGGAGAGGGAUGCUGGUGAGGAGUGAGCUUCUUGGAUCAGGUGGACACUUGAGACUAUGUUGGCAUCUCCUGCCUGGAGGGGAGAUAAGAAGGUAGAGGGGGUUAGAAGCUGGGAAAAUGGACAUGAAAAGAGAGAGUGGAGAGAGAGAGUGGGCUGCCUCAUUAGGGGGAGAGUAAUUGGGAUUAUGUAGCAAGGUGUAUAUAAGUUUUUAUGUGAAGAGACUGACUCGAUUUGCAAACUUUUACUUAAAGCACCAUAAAAAUUAUUUAAAAAAAAAAAAUGUACCCAAGCAGCCAAGCUCCAAAGAGUCUGAUUUUACCAACACUGUUUUCUGUCUCCUCUCAGGCAACCCCCUGGGAGCCACACCCAUCCCUCAGGGCCAUGGCACCUCUAAGUCAGCUGAGUAGCCACAUCAACUCCACUUGCGGGGCAGAGAACGCCACGGGCACCAGCCGAGCUCGCCCACACACCUACUAUGCCCUGUCCUACUGCGCCCUCAUCCUGGCCAUCGUCUUCGGCAAUGGACUGGUGUGUGUAGCGGUGCUGAGAGAGAGGGCCCUGCAGACCACCACCAACUACCUGGUGUUGAGCCUGGCGGUUGCAGACCUUCUGGUGGCCACCUUGGUGAUGCCCUGGGUGGUGUACCUAGAGGUGACAGGUGGAGUCUGGCAUUUCAGCCGCAUUUGCUGCGAUGUUUUUGUCACCCUGGACGUCAUGAUGUGUACAGCCAGCAUCCUGAACCUCUGCGCCAUCAGCAUUGACAGGUAUACUGCAGUGGUCAUGCCAGUUCACUACCAGCACAGCACAGGACAGAGCUCCUGCCGGCGCGUGGCCCUCAUGAUCACAGCUGUCUGGGUACUGGCCUUUGCUGUGUCCUGCCCUCUCCUCUUUGGCUUCAACACCACAGGGGACCCCAGCAUCUGCUCCAUCUCCAACCCUGAUUUUGUCAUCUACUCUUCAGUGGUGUCCUUCUACCUGCCCUUUGGAGUGACCGUCCUGGUCUAUGCGAGGAUCUAUGUGGUGUUAAGGCAGAGGAGACGAAAACGGAUUCUCACUCGACAGAAUAGCCAAUGCAUCAGUGUCAGGCCCAGCUUCCCCCAACAAUCUCUCUCCCAUGGCCAGGCACACACGGAGGUAAAACGCUAUUACAGCAUCUGCCAAGAUACUGCCUUGGGGCAGCCAGGUUUCCAAGAAGAGGAAGCCGAUCUGAAAAGAGAGGACAAGGCUCAGAACUCUCUCAGCCCAACCAUGGCACCCAAGCUCAGCUUAGAGGUUCGAAAACUCAGCAAUGGCAGGUUGUCAACAUCCCUGAAGUUGGGGCCCCUGCAACCUCGGGCAAUGCCACUCAGGGAGAAGAAGGCAACCCAGAUGCUCGUCAUUGUACUUGGGACCUUCAUUGUCUGUUGGCUGCCUUUCUUCCUUAUCCACGUUCUCAAUACCCACUGCCAAACAUGCCACGUGUCCCCAAAGCUUUAUAGUGCCACAACGUGGCUUGGUUACGUGAAUAGCGCCCUUAACCCCGUGAUCUACACCACCUUCAAUGUCGAGUUCCGUAAAGCCUUCCUCAAGAUCCUGUCUUGCUAAAGGAGGAAAGAAAGGAUUACUCCCUCUGCCCACCUUUAGCUGCCAAGCCACUGGGCCACUAUCCAGGCCCUGCUCAGACAGACUCUGGAGUGUCCCUCUGGUACAUGAUUGGGAGAAGAUUUCUGGAGCCAGGACAUCCCUGCAUGGCAGAUGUAACCAACUGCUCCCUCCAAAACAGAAUGUUCUACCUCCCCAGUUAAAAUCUGACUUCAUUCUGGCAGUCUUCAAGUGGUGAGCGCCUG
This is a messenger RNA of Loxodonta africana (African savanna elephant), 1903 nucleotides long. It is a transcript of the gene DRD3, whose product is annotated as dopamine receptor D3. The transcript is spliced from 6 exons. Bases 357 to 1661 code for a protein of 434 amino acids. NCBI's taxonomy places the organism in Eukaryota, Metazoa, Chordata, Mammalia, Proboscidea, Elephantidae. Gene Ontology annotation, molecular function: dopamine neurotransmitter receptor activity, coupled via Gi/Go; G protein-coupled receptor activity. Gene Ontology annotation, biological process: negative regulation of cytosolic calcium ion concentration; negative regulation of voltage-gated calcium channel activity; regulation of dopamine secretion. Gene Ontology annotation, cellular component: plasma membrane. The record is from RefSeq and is a predicted model, not a curated record.